Messenger RNA from Chanos chanos (milkfish), 435 nucleotides. Its product is annotated as hemoglobin embryonic subunit alpha-like. NCBI's taxonomy places the organism in Eukaryota, Metazoa, Chordata, Actinopteri, Gonorynchiformes, Chanidae. Gene Ontology annotation, cellular component: hemoglobin complex; blood microparticle; haptoglobin-hemoglobin complex. Gene Ontology annotation, molecular function: oxygen binding; organic acid binding; peroxidase activity. The coding region runs from base 4 to 435 and encodes 143 amino acids. The transcript is spliced from 3 exons. Gene Ontology annotation, biological process: oxygen transport; hydrogen peroxide catabolic process. The record is from RefSeq and is a predicted model, not a curated record.
ACAAUGAGUCUCUCCGCGAAAGACAAAGCUAAUGUGAAGACUUUCUUCGCCAAGGCUGCCCCCAAGGCAGCAGAUAUUGGCACUGAAGCCCUGUCUAGGACACUGACUGUUUACCCUCAGACGAAAACUUACUUCUCCCACUGGAAAGAUCUGAGCCCCGGUUCUGCUCCAGUGAGGAAACAUGGGUUGACUGUGAUGGAAGGCGUUCUCAGUGCCGUGGAGAAAAUGGAUGAUCUCGCUGAGACCCUUCUUCCACUCAGUGAGCUGCACGCCUUCAUUCUGCGAGUGGAUCCUGCCAACUUUAAAAUCUUUUCCCAUAACCUCCUGGUGGCACUGGCGAUGUUGUUUCCAGAUGACUUCACACCCGAGGUCCACGUUGCAGUGGACAAGUUCCUCACCCAAGUCAAUCUCGCCCUGUCUGAAAAGUACCGCUAA